AUUGACUGCACACUCGUCCACAUCCGCAAGAAGGAGGACCCGUGGAAUAGUAUCACUUCCGGCGCUCUCACCGGCGCUAUACUCGCCGUACGGAACGGCACGGGAGCUAUGGUCGGCUCGGCUGUCAUCGGCGGUGUUUUGCUGGCCCUCAUCGAAGGCAUGGGUAUAUUGUUUACGAGGUAUUCGUCCGAACAGUUCCGACCCGUUCAUCCGCUCGAAGACCCGUCACAGUUGGGACAGUCGGGCGAAGGCCCGCCCGGCGGACCACCCUUUGGCGGCCAAACCCCUCAAUACCAAUAG
This is a messenger RNA of Medioppia subpectinata, 300 nucleotides long. Lineage: Eukaryota; Metazoa; Arthropoda; Arachnida; Sarcoptiformes; Oppiidae. The record is from the annotation of a GenBank genome assembly.